AUGGCUGGGUUUGGAACAACAUUCUAUACUUAUAAAUACAACGAAAAUAUGAUCAACAAAUACCUCGAUCUAAUUACAACGCAAUCAACACUCAAAAUACAUGCCUUCAAUGUUGAUUUUCUUGACAAAUAUCUAAAUGAUGGAAUGCGUGAAACAAGGGUAUGGACGAAAAUUCCAGUAUUAAAUACCAAAAUAAUACUAUUCCCAAUACACAUCAAAGAAGAAUGGGCACUGAUAGUUAUAUUUACAAAAAUAAAAACUAUCGCUUGUUAUUAUAACAAGAACCUCAAUUAUGAAUUUGAAAUGGCGGUCAUAAAAAAAUUCUUAAUCAGCCGGCAAACAAUUAUCGGACAUCAUCCAUCGAAAUGGAAAUCAAUUUACUUCCACAUUCCAAUACAAUCAAGUUCGCACAAUUCUGGACCAUGA
Molecule: messenger RNA, 426 nt
Organism: Macrosiphum euphorbiae (potato aphid)
Lineage: Eukaryota; Metazoa; Arthropoda; Insecta; Hemiptera; Aphididae
Source: the annotation of a GenBank genome assembly